AUGAAUCAUUGUAAUCUUCAGCAGAACGACGCGGUUUUGGCUUACGAAGAGAUGAGAGGAUUGAUUGCAGUCACUGGGCAUCAAAAGGGUGGUGCAGUCGUUUGCCCCAAGCCUCGGCGAAUAGGGGUCCCCGCCAUUAACCUGAACAAGCCAUGGAGAUUUCAUACGAAUCAUCAAGCCGACGUGAGCGAUUCGAUAUCUGGUGUGGACCCUCUUGAUAUCAUCCUCGUUAAUAAGGAUUUAGGAACAGAACAAGAACAAUCUAUAGCCUCAACACCUCCAUAUUUUUGGGGGUCGCCUCCGAGUAGGUCUGCGAAUCCACUAGUGCAAGAUGUUCGAUUUGGUGAUGAAAGGCUUGGACAUGCCCUUUGGACAUUGCAAACUCCGUCUCUGUCGUCGUCAUCAUCGGCAGGUAAAGGAGAACGUAUUAAGAUGAAAUUCGGCCUUACAUCGGCCACAGUUAGAGUUGAAGGAUUUGAUUGCCUCAACAGGGAUGGCCAAAAUUCCAGAAUCCCUGCUACGGCUUAG
Gossypium arboreum is the source of this 528-nucleotide messenger RNA. RefSeq lists its product as uncharacterized. The transcript has a single exon. Bases 1 to 528 code for a protein of 175 amino acids. The record is from RefSeq and is a predicted model, not a curated record. Lineage: Eukaryota; Viridiplantae; Streptophyta; Magnoliopsida; Malvales; Malvaceae.